This is a messenger RNA of Fraxinus pennsylvanica, 1620 nucleotides long. NCBI's taxonomy places the organism in Eukaryota, Viridiplantae, Streptophyta, Magnoliopsida, Lamiales, Oleaceae. The record is from the annotation of a GenBank genome assembly.
AUGGCUUCAGUGGAGACGGAGAAUAAGGGAGAACAGGAGGAGGUGGUAGGGAAGGGUGGGGAGCUGCUGUUCUGUGGGGCAACGGCUUGGGCCGAGGUUCGCGUAAAGGGGUCCCGGGAAGGAAAUUUGGUUACUCCUACGAGGCUUCGGUCACUCAUGGGCAUCAAUAUUCGCUAUGUUGCGUCUGGUUGCGCGUCUUGUCAUUGUGUGGCGUUGGAUAUGGAAGGUCGAUGUUAUACCUGGGGACGCAACGAGAAGGGGCAGCUUGGCCUUGGAGAUACAAUCCAGCGCAACAAGCCCUCAAUAGUUUCGGAAUUGUCCAAGCAUAAAGUCAUUAGAGCAGGGGCUGGAAGGAGCCAUACUGUAGUAGUAACUGAAGAUGGGCUGUCUCUUGCCUUUGGUUGGAAUAAACACGGUCAACUUGGUUCAGGCUCAGUAAAAAAUGAAGUUGAACCAUCUCCAGUUCGCUGUCUGGUGUCUGAAGUCAAAACUACUGCUUGUGGGGGUGAUUUUACUGUGUGGCUAACUCCUGUCGAAGCAGCCUCUAUAUUGACUGCUGGUCUUCCACAGUAUGGGCAGCUUGGUCAUGGUACCGACAAGGAGUACAAUACCAAAGAUAGCUCUGUGAGGCUUGCUUAUGAAGCUCAACCCAACCCUCAAACUAUAAUCUCUCUUGCUGGAGAGACCAUAGUCAAAGUUGCUUGUGGAACAAAUCAUACAGUAGCAGUGGAUAAAAAUGGCUAUGUUUACACGUGGGGCUUUGGUGGUUAUGGAAGGCUUGGACACAGAGAACAAAAAGAUGAAUGGGUUCCGCGCCGUGUUGAUGUUUUCACGAAGCAUAAUAUUCUCCCUCCAGAUGCAAUUGUUUCAGCAGGGUCUGCCAAUUCUUCAUGUACAGCUGGAGGAGGACAGCUUUACAUGUGGGGCAAGAUGAAGGUCACUGGGGAUGACUGGAUGUACCCUAAGCCUCUCAUGGAUUUGAGUGGCUGGCAUUUACGCUGCAUGGACUCAGGCAAUAUGCAUCACUUUGUUGGGGCUGAUUCCUCGUGCAUAAGCUGGGGCCAUGCACAAUUUGGGGAGCUGGGAUAUGGACCUGAAGGGCAAAAAUCUUCUGCUAAUCCUAAAAAAGUUGAGAUUCUGGAGGGAAUGCAUGUUUUUAGUGUUGCAUGUGGAUAUGCCCACUCCAUGGUGGUUGUUGAUAGAACUAAUGUUGCUGAUCGACUUGAACAGCUUGAAGUGUAUGAUGGCAAAGCUGGCAACGAAGCUGUGAAUGAUGAACCCGAUAACGGAACUUAUGUUGCUGGAAAAUCUAACAGAAAGAGCUCUGCUAAGAAAUCUGAAAGCUCUAAGAAGAGGAAGAAUUCAGAUGGUGAAUUGGAUUCUGAAGAUGAGGAAAAUAGUCAUAAUGAGAGUGAAGGAGAACGGAAUGGGCAGGCAAAACAUCAGAAAAAACGCGGUGGAAAAGCUUCAGGCAAAGGACAAGGCAAGAGCGCUGGUAACUCUGCUACAGAAAAGAAAGGCAGUGGACAUGGGCUGUGCCAUCCUACAUCAAUGAAAAAAUACAGACCAAAUACAGGAGGAAAAGGAUCGGGUAAGAGGGGAAGACCUGGGAAGUCAUGA